AUGUUCAAUAGACCGGACCAGUACCUCCCACAACUGGCCACGCCGAAUCAUAUCCAUCAAAACCCAAAUGCAUUCCAACAGGCCCACCACCACGUUCAUACCCCUACACAGCAACCAACUCAACAUGCAGGCUACGCUUAUCCUCCUCAAUACCAAACAUUGCCACCAAUAGGUAUGAUCAUUCAACCAAAUAAUCUGUAUCAUCCACCACCACCGGCACCCUUAACUGCCGUCGUGCCUCCUCAAUCUGUACCACAGCAAUCCGUACAAAUGUCAAUACCACAACAGGACCAGCAACAACAACCGCCACCAUCACAGCAACAGUUACAACAGCACAUGCAUCAACAACAAGAACAAUACUAUCAACAACAACACUAUACAAAUCCAACAGAACACAAACCGGGUACACUCUCCCAUGUUCAUAAAAGAGGUCCUUGGGGACCUGCAGAGGAUGCUAAGUUAUUGGAAUUAAUUGAACAACAUGGUGCAUCAAACUGGGUAAGAAUUGCAAAUUAUCUCGAGAGUCGUACAGCCAAGCAAUGUCGUGAACGUUAUCAUCAAAAUUUGAAACCUUCUUUGAAUAGAACCCCAAUUACUCCUGAAGAAGGUGCAAAAAUUGAAAAAUUAGUUGCAAUUCACGGUAAGAAGUGGGCAGAAAUAUCUCGUCAUUUGAAUGGAAGAUCAGAUAACGCUAUCAAGAAUUGGUGGAAUGGUGGGGCAAAUAGAAGAAGAAGAGCUAGUGUUCAAACCCAUUCAAGCAAUAGUGACACAAAUAUCUCAGAAAUUAAAAGAGAUUCAAGAGUAUCAGAAAAUUCAAUACUGGAAACUCAAAAUGAAGUUAAAGGCUCAAUGUUACCGCCUCCGCCAUCUAGUGCUCCAAAUUCAGUUCCAUAUUACCAGCAACAGCCUCAACAACAACAACAACAGUUGCCUCAACCUCAAUCUCAGUCACAACAACAGCAACAACAUUAUCAAUUGCCUCAAAUUUCAUUUAAUACCUCAAUGUUUGGCAAAGUACAAGAAAAUACACUUCCCAGUAUCUCACAAGCGUUACAUCCAUCAUCAACCUCACUUGCGACUUCAACUUCGACUCCACCACCUUCUUCUGAGAACAACCAUGGUUCUACAAGCUUGCCUUUGAAACCAAACAGUUGCCGAUCUGCAAGUUUUGAUAUAAAUUCCACUACAACAUUACCCCCAAUCGCUCUGAACAAUAAGCGAAGAUUGAUAGAUGAUCAGUUUGGUCGUAGACAUUCAAGUGCUACUUCUUCAUUAUUGCACAGUCAUCAUAGUGGUUCUCACCCAAACCUAUUUAGUGUUCAUUCUGCCCGUACUUCCAUUAGUGGACCUAGUGGAGGGGCCCAUGGUACUGGAACAUCAUCAUAUGGUGGUUCUCCAUUACUGUUGAGUAACGCUGCUUCGAGGAAUAAUUCAAUCACUCAUUUUGAAUUGUUGAACAAUUCAACAGCUGCUUCCAGAAGAUCAAGUACAUUUGCAUCAGACUUGUUUCCAAAUCCUUUAAAUAAGGAUCACAACAAUCAUAAACGAAAUGAAUCCCAAAGUUCAUCCUUUAAUUCUCCUUUAUUGACUCCAGUAACAAGAUUUUCAGUUUCAUCAAUCAAUUCAAUUCACAAUAGUGCAAUUCCAAAUGCCAAUUCAUCAUCCAUGACAUCUCCGGCUACAUCGUACAAGAAGGUAUAUUCGGCUAGUUCAACUUCGAUUAAUUUACCGGUUAAAGAAGAAUCUGAAGGCGGACCCGAAAGAACUGAAUCCAAUGAAAACUCGGAAAUGGAUACAGAUACUGACAAAGACGAAUCGUACAAGAAACCGAAUACCCAAAAGGAGUAUAAAGAGAAAAUGUCUGUUUCAGCUUUGCUUGAUUGA
Messenger RNA from Candida tropicalis MYA-3404, 1884 nucleotides. RefSeq lists its product as uncharacterized. The transcript has a single exon. Gene Ontology annotation, biological process: mitotic cell cycle; positive regulation of transcription by RNA polymerase II. Gene Ontology annotation, cellular component: nucleus. Gene Ontology annotation, molecular function: RNA polymerase II cis-regulatory region sequence-specific DNA binding; DNA-binding transcription factor activity, RNA polymerase II-specific. Lineage: Eukaryota; Fungi; Ascomycota; Pichiomycetes; Serinales; Debaryomycetaceae. The record is from RefSeq and is a predicted model, not a curated record. Bases 1 to 1884 code for a protein of 627 amino acids.